AAAGGUGGGAAGAAAUCGGAUGACUCAUCAAAUAUCAAGCAACAACGAGAACAUUCUCAAGCCUCGUAACUCUCGAUCAUAAAGGAGCGCAACACAGGCAAAACCAUAUCCGAACCUUCGACAUCAUUUGAUUAUUUCUUCCCCAAUCGAAUCGAACUCUCUAAUCAAUGCAAAUUUAUGAAGUUGUGUUCUGAAACAAUAGAAUUCGAAUAAUUCAACCAUGAAUCAGAUCCAAUAGAUCCCAUUCCCAUUUGAGCAGAUCCAAGAAUCAUCGAUCAGCAAAUGGCUGGGAUCUUCGAGUACUUCGUGGUGUGUGGGCUUGGUCCGGAGGUCCGAACCCUAGACGGCAACAAGGGCUUCCAUGGAAUGGGCGUUAUGUACUUGGCCUCUCUUCUUGAUCAGUACCCUCCUUCCAAUCACUCCCUCUACCCUCCUCCGCCGCCUCAGCUUCCCACUUGUGUUCUGCCAGCUGGUGUGGAGUUCUAUUCAUCAGGGUUUGAUUCUAAUGAUGUCUCAACUUUUCCUCGGAGCUAUCCCAUUGUUUUAACUGAGGGUGAUGGUUCUAAAAUUUAUGUUAGCUGCAUUGCUUUUCGAGAUCCAGUCAGUGAUGAUAUUGCAGAGGCUUAUCGUAUUCCCCCAAAUUCCUUUGCUGACAAGUGUAUUUGUCUUGUUUCGCGCUUGCCUAGUUUCUGUAUGCUUCGAAAUGCACUGGAGGAACUAUUUGCACUUUGCUUUUCUCCUACAGGAAGCAGCAAGCCCCUGUGGGACGUUAUAGAAUAUAUGGUGUCUAAUGUUCCUCUGCCUACUCCUGGAAAGGAUAGAGUCCUAUUUGCUAUUGAGAACUGCCUGCUUUCUGUGGAGGCUCCUCCAAAAGAGGGGCUCCCCCAUGCUGAUAUAUCAUUCCAGCCACUGGUAGAAUGCUUGGAUGUUGACAACUUAAUUACAUUUUUUACAGCUGUAUUACUUGAAAGGAGGAUAUUGCUGCGAUCAAACAAGUACUCACUUUUAACUCUUGUAUCCGAGGCCAUAUGUCAUUUAAUUUAUCCAUUCCGGUGGCAGCAUGUAUACAUUCCAUUACUAUUUUUCAGUGGAGUGGACUAUAUUGAUGCUCCUACACCAUAUAUGAUGGGUCUCCAUUCAGGUGUUGACACUUCUAAUCUGGCAAUGGAUGGUGUUGUUGUUGUUGACCUUGCAUACAAUCGGAUUACGACAACAGAGGAAAUACCUCCUAUACCGGAGCCAGAUCUAUCAUCUUUGCGUGGUGAUCUAUUGAAGUUAUUGCAUCCCAAUGUGGUGGGGAUAGAUGCGAUGAAAGCUAGUUUUGGUAAUUCAUCAGAGCAAUAUCCUAAAGUUGGCAACAAACCUUGGGGAGAAGAUCAUGAUCUUCAACUUAGACUAAUAUUCCUGAAGUUCUUUGCAUCAAUUUUGGGUGGCUACCGCAAUUUUAUUGAAAAUACGGGAACACAUGUCUUCAACACUCAAGCAUUCUUGAAGAAGCGCGCUCGAUCAACCAAUCAACCACCAGAGCCCAUGAUAACUCAGUUCUUGGACUCUCAUGGCUUCUUGGAUUAUGCGGAGAGGGGUUUAGGUUCUGAUGAAAAUUAUAACAAUCUUCUUGACAAAUUACAAGAUGCAAUUGGAAGGGGUCAAAACCCUAUGUCAAUUCUUCCAUCAUCUUUGGUAGAGCCUGAGAUUAUAACAAUAUCGGAUCCUGGUGUUGGAAUAUCAGGAUCUGGUGCGAAAUAUACUUAUGAUAGGUUUCCUUCAAACAAUAGAACAGAAGAGCAAAAAGAAAAGAGGAAGCAGAUUCUUGCAGCAGCAAGUGGAGCUUUUGAUUAUUCAGGAAGUAGACAUACUCCUAGUUCACCUUCUGUGCUUGUGGGUAAAGAUAAGGCAGAAAGUCUGAGUCCAAGAGAAAGGGCUGCAGAACGGGAACGCAUGGUUCUGGACAUCAAAGUCAAACUGCAGGGAUUAUGGUUGCGUCUUUUGAAAUUGGGAGCAACUGAUGAUCCUCUCUCAUCAUUUGAAUAUGGUACAAUCCUUGCUUUGAUUGAGUCUGAUGCGGAAGGAAUUGGCGGUAGUGGAUUUGUUGAGUGUAUAAGGGAGCACAUACAUUCAGGAUGGCAAUGUCAUUUGACUGAGGAGCAGUUUAUUGCAGUCAAAGAAUUGCUCAAAACUGCAAUUGGUCGUGCAACCUCUCGGAAUGACAUGCCCACCAUCAGAGAUGCACUUGAGGUGUCUGCUGAAAUGUAUAAGAAAGACGCUAAUAAUGUUCCAGACUAUGUCCAACGCCAUCUUAUUUCUCUAUCUAUCUGGGAAGAGUUACGGUUUUGGGAAGGAUACUUUGACUAUCUAAUGGAUCGAUCUUCAAACAAGUCAACCAAUUACGCAACUCAGGUGACAACACAGCUAAUUUUAGUGGCAUCACACAUGGCGGGGUUGGGACUUCAUGAUAAUGAUGCUUGGUACAUGAUUGAAACAAUUGCGGAGAAAAACAACAUUGGAAACAAGCAGUUUAUAAAACUCAGAGGUUUCUUGUCACAUGUCCAACAACUACGCAUCAGUUACUGGGGAAUCUCUUCCGUGAAGGCCCAAUCCAUGUCCUCAUUUGGAUUGCCAUCCCCACAUUCACAUGAUUCCACAGAUGAUGAUCAACAACCUGCUGAGGCUUCUGGCGUUGGAAGGAGCUGGGUCCAGAGCAUGUUUAGCAGAGAUACAACAUCAAGAACAAAUUCUUUCAGUCGUGUUCGUAGGUGGACUUCUGAUAGUGGCACUUUAGCUGCAAAUGAGAAUGGAACUCCUCGCAAACAAGAUCUAUCCUCUUUUGGUCAAAAGAAAAUUCAGACCAGUGUUCGCAUGCUUAGAGGUCAUAGUGGUGCUGUUACUGCAUUACAUUGUGUAACAAGAAGAGAGGUGUGGGAUCUUGUGGGUGAUCGUGAAGAUGCAGGUUUCUUUAUCAGUGGAAGCACAGACUGCUUGGUGAAGAUCUGGGAUCCUACUCUUCGUGGUUCUGAACUUAGGGCAACUUUGAAAGGACAUACAAAGACUGUCCGUGCAAUAAGUUCUGAUCGUGGGAAAGUGGUAUCAGGAUCUGAUGAUCAGUCUGUUAUUGUAUGGGAUAAACAAACAUCUCAACUUCUAGAAGAGCUAAAAGGCCAUGAUGGACAGGUCAGCUGUGUGCGUAUGCUGUCAGGAGAACGUGUCCUUACUGCUGCCCAUGAUGGAACUGUGAAGAUGUGGGAUGUGAGAACUGAUACGUGUGUGGCAACUGUUGGUCGUUGCUCGAGUGCAGUUCUUUGCAUGGAGUAUGAUGACUCAACAGGAAUCUUGGCUGCUGGUGGUAGAGAUGCGGUUGCAAACAUUUGGGACAUUCGUGCCGGUCGGCAGAUGCACAAGCUUUUAGGGCAUACAAAAUGGAUCCGGUCAAUAAGAAUGGUCGGAGAUACUGUUAUUACUGGUAGUGAUGAUUGGACAGCAAGAAUGUGGUCUGUUUCACGAGGUACAUGUGAUGCUGUUCUAGCUUGCCAUGCUGGUCCAAUUUUAUGUGUUGAGUAUUUGAUGUCAGACAGAGGAAUAAUAACAGGUUCAACUGAUGGGCUGCUUCGAUUUUGGGAAAAUGAAGAGGGAGGUUUAAGAUGUGUGAAGAAUGUUACUAUUCAUAAUGCUCCUAUCUUAUCUGUCAAUGCUGGGGAACACUGGUUAGGAAUUGGAGCAGCUGAUAAUUCUAUGUCUCUCUUUCAUCGGCCUCAAGAAAGACUAGGUGGCUUAUCUAGCACAGGAUCAAAGAUGGCUGGGUGGCAACUAUACAGAACACCGCAAAGAACAGUUGCCCUGGUAAGAUGCGUGGCUUCAGAUCUUGAAAGAAAAAGGAUAUGCAGUGGUGGUCGUAAUGGACUUCUUAGGCUAUGGGAAGCGACCAUCAACAUCUAAGUCUUGUGUUGUGCUGUAUUUAUGUUUGUUUGAAGUGGUUGGCGAAACUUUGUGGUGGGGUGCAAUUUGUACCAAUUAUUGUAAUUUUGUGGAGUAAUUAUAGGAUGAUGAAAAAUCACAAAAUCAACCAAAAAUUUUGCACUUUCGAUGUAGUUAUAUAAUUAUUUUUGUUUAAAUGGUUGUAACACCUUAUUUUUAACACAUUUUUGGGACAAAUUUGGAUGUUAAUGGAAAAUGUUAAGAUAUAAGAUCGGCUUGGGUUGCCAAGGAUGUCACUCGUA
Vitis riparia (riverbank grape) is the source of this 4211-nucleotide messenger RNA. Its product is annotated as DENN domain and WD repeat-containing protein SCD1. The transcript has 31 exons. The coding region runs from base 283 to 3930 and encodes 1215 amino acids. Lineage: Eukaryota; Viridiplantae; Streptophyta; Magnoliopsida; Vitales; Vitaceae. Gene Ontology annotation, biological process: regulation of Rab protein signal transduction. Gene Ontology annotation, molecular function: protein binding. The record is from RefSeq and is a predicted model, not a curated record. Gene Ontology annotation, cellular component: cytoplasmic vesicle.